Molecule: messenger RNA, 1008 nt
Organism: Candida tropicalis MYA-3404
Lineage: Eukaryota; Fungi; Ascomycota; Pichiomycetes; Serinales; Debaryomycetaceae
Gene: APN1
Product: DNA-(apurinic or apyrimidinic site) lyase
Exons: 1
Coding region: 1-1008 (335 amino acids)
Biological process (GO): base-excision repair
Cellular component (GO): nucleus; mitochondrion
Molecular function (GO): phosphoric diester hydrolase activity; zinc ion binding; DNA-(apurinic or apyrimidinic site) endonuclease activity
Source: RefSeq, a predicted model, not a curated record
AUGGCGGGAGGUAUUUCAAAUGCUGUGACCAAUGCUAUGGAUAUUGGCGCUAAUAGUUUUGCAUUAUUCCUUAAAUCACCAAGAAAAUGGGAAUCGCCUCCGAUUAAACCAGAAGAAGUGAAAAAAUUUCACGAAUUAUGUGAAAAACACAAGUACAAUCCAAGAACUGACAUUUUACCCCACGGUUCGUAUUUACUAAAUUUGGGUAAUCCUGAUCCAGAAAAGGAAGAAAAAGCAUAUGGUGCAUUCUUGGAUGACUUGAAAAGAUGUGAAUUGUUAAAUAUUGGGUUGUAUAAUUUCCAUCCUGGUUCCAGUUUAGAUAGUGAUCAUAGAGAAGCGUUAGAACGUUUGGCCAAGAAUAUCAAUCGUGCUAUAGAGGAAACCGAGUUUGUUAAAAUUGUUAUUGAAAAUAUGUCAGGUCGUGGUAAUUUGAUUGGGAACAAUUUACAAGAUAUUAAGGACGUUAUUGACAUGGUGGAGAAUAAAUCAAGAGUGGGUGUUUGCUUAGAUACUUGUCAUUCCUUUGCUUCUGGUUAUGAUAUUUCCGAUGAGGACAAAUUUUAUAAAUUUUUAAAGCAUUUCGAUGAUAUAAUUGGUGCUGAGUAUUUAUCAGCAAUCCAUUUGAACGACUCAAAAUCUCCAUUGAAUUCCAGUCGUGAUUUACAUCAAAAACUUGGGUAUGGUUUCUUGGGAUUGGAAGUUUUCAGAGUUAUUGCCAAUUGUGAAAGAUUGAAAAACAUUCCUAUUAUUUUAGAGACUCCUGUUGAAAAAGAUGAUUCUGUAUAUGGCGAAGAAAUCAAAUUAUUGGAAUGGUUAGAAGGUAGAAAAGUUGAUGAUGAAGAGUUUAUUGCUAAAAAAGAAGAACUUUCCAAAUUGGGUAGCAAAGAACGUGCUGAACAUUUGAAACAAUUUGAAUCCAAGGUUGCCAAAACACAGAAGAAGGACAAUAAGAAGAAACGUUCAUCUGAUGGCAACGAUAUUACAAGUAUGAUUAAGAAAAAGAAGUAA